Messenger RNA from Staurois parvus, 284 nucleotides. The record is from the annotation of a GenBank genome assembly. Lineage: Eukaryota; Metazoa; Chordata; Amphibia; Anura; Ranidae.
UCAUGGGGCCCCGGGGCAAUAGGGGAUCAUGGGGCCCCUGUGUCCUUGCUCAAACUCAAAAAAGCCUAUGAAAAAGGUACCAGGGGCAUCUCAUGGGGCCCCCUACUGACCCUGGGCCCUCGGGCAGUGCCCGAGCUUCCAAAUGGUCAGUCCACCCCUGCUGCUACCUUUACAAGGUAAUCUCAAAAAUGAUCUCCCUAUUGGCCAAUUUAGACAGAAGCCAAUUAACCUACCAGCAUGUCUUUGGAGUGUGGGAAGAAACCCACGCAAGCACAGGGAGAACA